Eupeodes corollae is the source of this 2609-nucleotide messenger RNA. Its product is annotated as transmembrane protein 104 homolog. The record is from RefSeq and is a predicted model, not a curated record. The transcript has 4 exons. Bases 286 to 1821 code for a protein of 511 amino acids. Lineage: Eukaryota; Metazoa; Arthropoda; Insecta; Diptera; Syrphidae.
AUAUCUUCUUACAGUAUUUUUGAAAUAACGCAUCAAUGAUUUGUUCUGUUUUUGUUUUUAUUUAGUUUCAGUUCCUUUGUUUUUUAAUUUGAUGAUAACAAAUUGAAAGUAUCAAUGUCAUAAAUUAUGUAGUUGAAAUAUAAAAAGGAAUUUCAGUCUAUUUUUAUUAAUUCAAAUAAAUUAUCAUUGCCAACAAAGAUAAAGAAACAGUGCAAUAGUAAAAAAAAAGACUACAUUAUAUACAAAUAUAUCUUUUAUAUUUUAUAUUGCAUCUAUAAACCAAAAAUGCCGUAUCGAAUUCGAAAUGGAGACGAUUAUCCGACAUGGAUUGGCUUCAUAUUCGUUUUCAAUUUGAUUGUUGGCACCGGAGCUCUGACUUUGCCUGCUGCUUUUGCGAAGGCUGGAUGGCUGUUAAGUGUUGCGGUUAUUGUUCUUAUGGGUGGUAUUAGUUACAUGACAGCGACUUUUGUCAUUGAAACCAUGGCUUGUGCAAAUGCCGUGUUCUUAUGGCAGUGUUUGCAGUACCUGAAGAAGGAUCAAACAUCUGAAAAUGCAGAAUAUGAUGACAUUGAAAACGAAACUGACGAUCCAACAGAAAAGCUAUUGCCACGAAGCAGAGCACAAUUGUCAACAACUAUUGGAUCUAAUAGUGGCAGCCUCGAACAGAUACCGUUGUCGGCGCAGCGAUCGCAACACUAUAUGCUCGAUAAGAAAGUUGAAAUGGGUGAAAUGGCUGGGUUGUUUUUUAACGAUUUCGGACGGGUUAUGUUUUACUUGUGCAUUGUUAUCUAUAUGUAUGGAGACUUGAGCAUAUAUUCAGCGGCUGUAGCAAAGAGCUUGAGAGAUAUUGUUUGCCAAUAUAACUCAACAAACAUCAGCUCCAGUUAUCUUGAUACACCCACGGAUGCAUUAUGUUGGGAAACACAUACAAUGUCUCGGCUAGAUGUCUAUCGCCUGUUUUUAGUAGCAUUCAUCAUGACUUUGGCUCCAUUUACUUUAUUUAGUGUGCAACGAACUAAAUACAUCCAAAUGCUUACAGUGCUCUUUCGUUGGCUAGCUUUUUUAUCGAUGAUCGGAUUGGCAGUAAAGGCUCUGCUUUCAGACGGACCACAAGGACAUCCACCACCAGUUAAUAUUCUUAACCUUCCAUCGUUAUUCGGUACAUGUGUCUACUCUUUUAUGUGUCAUCAUUCGUUACCAAGUUUAAUUGUUCCUAUGAGUGAUAAGAAAAACUUAAAAUCAGUGCUCUCCUAUGAUUAUAUACUCAUAGGAUCAUUCUAUAUUGUGCUAGCUUUGACUGGCUCUUUUGCCUUUUCCCAAUUGGAGGAUUUAUAUACGUUAAAUUUCAUUCCAAAUUCUAAUAGUUCAUUAACACUCCAAUGUAUUGAAUAUUUUUUGGCUUUGUUUCCAGUGUUCACCUUAUCUGCAAGUUUUCCAGUUAUUGCAAUUACCCUGCGAAAUAAUUUGCAAACUCUGUUCUUGGAUAUGUCACGAUUUGAUUCGUAUAAUUUCUUUUUGCGACGACUUCUGUUUCCAAUUGUAGCCAUUCUUCCCCCAUUUGCAGUUACUUAUUUCACAGAGAGCUUAACAAGUUUGGUAGGUUUCACCGGAAGUUAUGCUGGUACAGGUAUUCAAUACAUUAUUCCAGUGGCUCUAGUUUAUUUUGCAAGACGCACUUGUAGAGAUUUGCUUGGACUUGGGCUGAUAAAUGAAUAUCGCAGUCCAUUUCGCAACUCAGGAUGGCUAAUAUUCGUUCUUAUAUGGUCUUGGACUUGUAUGAUAUUGGUCACAAUAAAUUUUUUUACGUUCAAUGCGUCCUAAUCCUAAUUCAAUCAAAAAUAGGUUAAACAAAAUUAAAAAUAAAAAGAUUAUUUUGUUUAUUCAAUAGAAAAUAUUAUUAGUGUGAAACAAAAUGACAAUAAGUAUCACUUAAACUAAAAUUAAAUAAGUAUAGAUAAAUAUAUAAUAUCCAAAUGCAUUUAUAUAGAAAUCAAGAAGGUCUCAGGUACAAAUAUUUGUAAAAUAAAUUUAUAAAUUGUGUACUCCUAAAUUAUAGUACAAUAAUUAAUAGUAAACUUAUUUUAAUAAGAUGUCAUUAUCAAUAUAAAUAUUUUAUAGAUUUGUAUCGAGCUGUCAAACUCAUCCUUGCAGGCAUUUGUUUCACUGCAAAUAUAAUAAUAUGGAAAUAAUUUGAAUUAAUUGAAAGUAUAUACUCAUAUAUAUGCAAAUAUUACUGAAUAUCAUUUUUGUUAGAGGUGCACAGAACCUUGCCAAAUUAGACAUUAGUCUUUGGAAUUGUAAGGAUCGUUAUAAAAAAAAUUACAAAAAGUCCCCAUAAAUCUCAUUAAAGAUUUAGUGCUGCAAAUUUCAGAGUAGAUCUCAGCUAGCCCUUGCAGAUCAUGAGGUCUGCUAUCAAAAAUUUUUUUUUUAAAUGAAAAACAAUGAUUUUUCACCUAUUAAGACUAAAUGCUAGUAUUUAUCUUAAGCACUGAAGGUAUUAAUUGUAAAAAUAUUGUUAUAUUAAACACAUAUUUUUGUUUGUAUUAUAAUUUUGUUAAGUAACGUAUAUACGAGUAUAUUUGAAAAAAUAAAAAAUGUUGUUUUUUUAA